UACUGCACCCACGCCAGGACACUGUCACCCCAGGCCACGGCUGCAGAACAGGCUUUGUGUGCCCGGGGUUAGUGUCGUCCAUCUUCUGAUCAGCACAAAGGAGAGGAUGGCUAUUUCCAGGGCCCUGACCCACAUGAACAUUCCCCAUGGCGCUUAUUUCCACGUGGGGGAAAGAGGGGUGUCCCCAGAAGCCCAAAAAGUUGCCCUGGGAGCCAGGCAUUCUGCCUGCCAUGGCCUGGGACUCCUGGGCCUGGGGCCUCACUGACACCAUCUGCCUUGGAGUGGGACCUGGUACUGGCACCCAACAAGAAGAGGGCAGAGUCCCUUUAAGCCCAGCCUCACUCCCUCGGCCUGUUGCUAUGUACGGGACCAGCUUCCUUAGCAACCACCUGGCCUCUUCCUGGGGCCUGGAGCCCUGGUUGCCAUCAGCCAUGGCUCCCAAAAAGAGUGUGAGCAAGGCAGGCAAGGAGUUUGAAGUCAAGAAGAAGAAAGGGGGCAAGAAGGAGCCCGUGGUGGCCGUGGAGCCACCUCUGGCCAAGGAGAUGAAGGAGUUCUACCACAUCCAGAUCCGAGACCUGGAGGACCGGCUGGCCCGGUACCAGCGGAAGUGGGAUGAGCUGGCUGUGCAGGAGAAGCUGUUCCGCCAGGAGUUCGAGCAGCUGGCCAAUAACAAGAAGGAGAUUGUGGCCUUCCUCAAGCGCACGCUCAACCAGCAGGUGGAUGAGAUCACAGACCUCAACGAGCAGCUCCAGAACUUACAGCUAGCCAAAGAGAUGGAGAAGGACGCCUUCGAGGUGCAGCUAGCCCGGGUGCGCCACGAGUUCCAGGAGACCAAGGACCAGCUCACCACGGAGAACAUCAUCCUUGCGGGGAAGCUGGCAGCCCUGGAGGAGUUCCGGCUGCAGAAAGAGGAGGUCACGGACAAGUUCACGUUGCUGGAGGAGCAGGCGCGGAAGCAGGAGAAUGAGUUCAGGGACUAUGCAUACAACCUGGAGAAGAAGUCGGUGCUGGACAAGGACAGACUGAGGAAAGAGAUCAUCCAGCGCAUAAACCUCGUGACCAACGAGUUCCACAAGAUGACCACGAACUGGAUGUCAGAGACAACCAAGCGGGCCAUCAAAGAGAACAACGGCAUUACCCUGCAGAUGGCCAGGGUCUCCCAGCAAGGCAUGAAGCUGCUGCAGGAGAAUGAGCAGCUCAAGGGAAGCCAGGACAAUCUGUGCAAACAGCUGGAGCUGCUGGAGAACACCCAGAAGGUCAUGGCCAGGCACAAAAGAGGCCAUGAGAAGAUCAUCCUCAUGCUGACCAAGAAGUGCCAGGAGCAGCAGCAGGACACCAAGGAGGCCGAGGAGCUGCGCCUCCUGCUGAGCCAGUUGGAGCAGAGAUCCCUGCAGCUGCAGGUGGACAACCAGGCACUGAAGAGCCAGAGAGACCAGCUGAGCCUGCAGCUGGAGCAGCAGCAGGUGGGUUUGCAGCGGCUACAGCAGGAACUGGCUAAUGAGCAGAAGGUUCGGGCCAGCCUGGAGGUGGCUCUGGUCCAGGCCACCUCCUUCCUACAGGACAUUCUGCAGAUGCACCCCGAUGAAGAGGACAGCGACUUUGACGUGACGUUCCAGCCAUGGCAAAAGGAGAUACUGCAGCAACUGCUGGUCAUGCUCGGCUCCACUGUGGUCCGGAGACCUCAGAAGGCUGUGUGUCCCCACCAGGAGCCAAAGUCCCACAGCCCACCCAAGGAGAGCCAGCCCAGCAUCCAGCUGCCCAGGACUGGGUCUCUGCUGCCGCAGCUCUCUGACAUCACCCCCUACCAGCCGGGGGAUCUAGGCCUGAUACCUCGCCAGGCCCACAUCCCACCCAACCCCCAGGACCUCAGGCUGCUGUCAUAUAUCACCCGUGUGGGGACCUUCUGGGCACACAGCAGCCCUGAGAUGCGUGCCCCUGGUUCUCUAAAAAGGCUUGAAAAGUUUAGUCUUCCUGAAGUUCCCCUACGUCCCAAGUAGGACGCAGAGAGAAGAACCUACUCCAGAAAUGGACUGGUCCAGUCACAGUCACCCUC
Messenger RNA from Symphalangus syndactylus (siamang), 2053 nucleotides. It is a transcript of the gene CFAP157, whose product is annotated as cilia and flagella associated protein 157. NCBI's taxonomy places the organism in Eukaryota, Metazoa, Chordata, Mammalia, Primates, Hylobatidae. The record is from RefSeq and is a predicted model, not a curated record. Gene Ontology annotation, cellular component: cilium; ciliary basal body. Gene Ontology annotation, biological process: sperm axoneme assembly. Gene Ontology annotation, molecular function: microtubule binding.